Molecule: messenger RNA, 876 nt
Organism: Mytilus trossulus (common blue mussel)
Lineage: Eukaryota; Metazoa; Mollusca; Bivalvia; Mytilida; Mytilidae
Product: E3 ubiquitin-protein ligase TRIM71-like
Exons: 2
Coding region: 37-876 (279 amino acids)
Molecular function (GO): zinc ion binding
Source: RefSeq, a predicted model, not a curated record
AUCACCUGUUUACCUGUGAUUUUGAUUGAGUGCACAAUGGCUCAAGCUGCGUCUAAAACAUGCGAGGUUUGCGUGAGUGCCCCUGGAUCACAAUAUUGCAUAGACUGUGAGGAAUACUAUUGUGAAAAUUGCAAGUUGCUACAUAAUAGGCAGAAGUUAUCGAGAAGCCACCAGUUUCAAAAAGCGUCCGACCUGAUCCCGGAAGGUAAAUCUAAAUGUAGUGAACAUAAAGAAGAAUUAACGUUAUUGUGUAAUACAUGCAAUGUACCGGCAUGUACCAGUUGUGUGACAGGAAAUCACAAAGGUCAUACAUUUUCCAAAUUUGUCGAUGCAGUUGCGAAAUUACAAGUGGAAAAUGAAACGAAAAUUCGUGCCAAAACAAACGAGGCAAAUCAAAAUAUAAAAAAGAUUGAAGAAAGCUUGAAGUCGUUUGAUAAUUCUGUUGAAUCCGUUAUUAAAGCCAUAACUGACGAAGGCAGUAUGAUUAAACGUAUGGUUGAUAAAGCCGUAGCACAGAUGAUUACCUUAGUAAAAGAACAAUCCAAGAAGGAGAAAGACAAGCUGAUGAAUAUGUUGUCUAGUGCUAAAUCCGUGCUUGUUGCCGGACAGGCCUUAGACAGAAAAAGAAAUGAACUAGAUAAGACCCGACAAGAUGAAAGUUUGGUACAAAAGAUCAAUAAUCUGAAAGAAGAAAUUAGCAAACUCACUAUAAAGUCUCUUCCAGAGUUUCCCAAUAUAUCCUUCAAAAGGAAGUCUGUAGCUGAAGAUGACAUCAGACAACUGAUAGGAACAUACAAUAUAAGCAAUGGUGCACCAGUCUUAGAAAAAGAGGAGCAACGCCAUGGAAACGUAUACAAAUGUUCCGGUUGUGAGUAA